Pectinophora gossypiella (pink bollworm) is the source of this 1721-nucleotide messenger RNA. It is a transcript of the gene nSMase, whose product is annotated as putative neutral sphingomyelinase. NCBI's taxonomy places the organism in Eukaryota, Metazoa, Arthropoda, Insecta, Lepidoptera, Gelechiidae. Gene Ontology annotation, cellular component: cytoplasm. The transcript is spliced from 7 exons. The record is from RefSeq and is a predicted model, not a curated record. Gene Ontology annotation, molecular function: sphingomyelin phosphodiesterase activity. Bases 139 to 1335 code for a protein of 398 amino acids.
CUCAGUUAGACUAGAUUACGGACGAUAUGAUAUGAAAGUCGUAUAAAAAGUUGACCUAGGUUCUGUUAAAUAAAUAAAUAAUAUCAGAUUAUUCAAUAAAAAUAACGUACAAAGUUACUGGAAGACAGACUACCGAAGAUGGAAUUCACGUUGAAUAUUUUCACACUUAACUGUUGGGGUAUUCCGGUAGUAUCUAAAAAUCGCAAAGAACGGAUUACUGCUAUUGUUGAUUAUCUAUUACAAAGCCCUCAUAACAUAGUAUGCUUACAAGAAGUUUGGAGUGAAAAAGACUACUUAUAUUUAAAAGAUAAACUGAAGAGUACACUUCCUUAUUCCCAUUACUUUUACAGUGGUGUCUUGGGUUCAGGGUUGUGUGUGUUCUCAAAAUGGGUGAUCCAGGAUGUUUUCUUCCACCAGUGGGCAUUGAACGGAUACAUCCAUAAAAUACACCACGGUGAUUGGUUCGGUGGCAAGGGUGUUGGCCUCUGCCGAAUCAGAUACAAUGACAAAUUGAUUAACGUUUAUUGCACUCAUCUGCAUGCAGAAUACCAUGAAGAUGACAUAUACCUGGCUCACAGAGUACUGCAGGCCUACUCUACUGCGGAGUUUGUAAAGCUGACGUCAUCCUGCGCUGAUGUCUGCAUCCUUGCUGGUGACCUCAACGCUGGGCCUGGAGAUUUGUCAUUCAGACUUAUAACGCAAAUACCGUCUUUACUGGAUCCUUUUGAUUUGAAGAGUGAGCAAAUAAAUCCAAUGAUAAGGAAGCCUUCAGGGACCAGCGACAACAUAAACAAUAGCUACUCAGACCCUAAGAUGGUGCGGAGUACUCCGGAAGGAAAGAGAAUAGAUCAUAUUCUAUUUCGCGCGGAUACUCCAUGGAAGGCAUCCGUUCUAAACUUCGGGAAUCCGUUAGAAGAUCGUGUACCAAACCAACCGUUUUCAUACUCGGACCACAACGCAGUCACUCUCGAAGUUCGUUUUUCUCGCUUAUCAGGCUCGCAAAUACAUCAAAGAGUCUACAGCAAAGACGAUUCUUGUUACGACUCCGUUAAAGAGGCCAUCAAAGUUUGUGAAGAGGCAACUGUAACAAUAUCAAAGUCAAAAACGUUGUACCUCACUGUGGGAGGAUUAUUGUUCAUGUUCUUAUUAGGAACCGUCGGGUUUUGGCCGCCGAACGUGUUGUAUGAUGUCACGAAACUUAUAAUUACCGCCUUAUGUCUGUACUGUCUCGUCAUGGGCAUACUGUGGAAUAAAAUUGAAAUGAAUAGUUUAAAAUCGGGUCGAACCGCUCUUGAAAACUUCAGUCGAAGUAGGUAUGACUUAAUAGCCGAGUAAAAUUCAAAUAUCAACUUAUAACUCCUUAAAAAAUCUGCUGACGCUUGAGGCCUUAAAUAUACAUUAUUUAAGUAUAAAUAAGUAUAUUAAUGUUACAUAUCUACUACUUUAUCAAAUAUAGACCAAUAAAAUAUCUUGACAUUCCAAUAUAUCGACAUAUUUUUUCACGUAAUUGAGAUUAUAUUUAAAUAAGUACAAUCCUCUUGUUCUAUAAGCUUAAGAAAUAGAAAAAUGUUCACUUUUAUGCAUAACAUACAUAAAGGUCUGAUUUGCUCAUAAAAUGUGAAAUUGAUUGUUGUGACCCUUUGUGACUAAUAUAUAAUUUAUAAAUAAUUGUAGUUAGAAAUAUAUCUGUUAAUAAACAUAUCUCAUUCUCUCGCCUGCAA